This is a messenger RNA of Lasiosphaeria miniovina, 1158 nucleotides long. RefSeq lists its product as uncharacterized. The transcript has 4 exons. Gene Ontology annotation, cellular component: cytoplasm; mitochondrion. Gene Ontology annotation, biological process: protein lipoylation. Gene Ontology annotation, molecular function: lipoyltransferase activity. Bases 1 to 1158 code for a protein of 385 amino acids. The record is from RefSeq and is a predicted model, not a curated record. Lineage: Eukaryota; Fungi; Ascomycota; Sordariomycetes; Sordariales; Lasiosphaeriaceae.
AUGUCGCUCAUAGCACAGUGCAAGCCGCGGGCAUUAAGAGCCUCACGGCCAGUGCAAGUAUACCGGUCGACCUCAUCCGACCCGUACGUCAACCUGUCGAUCGAGCACUUCCUGCUGCAGCGCACGCACGCCGCAGCGACGGUACUCUUCCAGUACGUGAACCGGCCGUGCGUCGUCGUCGGCCGCAACCAGAACCCGUGGCUGGAGGCGAACCUGCAGCAGGUGCGGCGGGGCCUUGGCCCCGAUGAACCCGUGCCAGUGGACCUCGUGCGGCGGCGGUCGGGCGGCGGCGCCGUGUUCCACGACGCCGGCAACGUCAACUGGGCCGUCGUGUGCCCAGCCGCCGCCUUCGACCGCGACCGCCACGCCGAGAUGGUCGUGCGCGCGCUGCAGGCGCUCUCUCCCGGCACCGGCACCCCGCGCGUCAACGCGCGCCACGACAUCGUCCUCGACACCCCCGGCAGCGGCGGCGGCUCGUUCAAGAUCUCUGGCUCCGCGUACAAGCUGACGCGGCUGCGCGCGCUGCACCACGGCACGUGCCUGCUGGCGUCGCCGCACCUGGGCGCCAUCUCGGCGCUGCUGCGGUCGCCGGCCGCGCCGUUCGUCAAGGCGCGCGGCGUCGAGAGCGUGCGGUCGCCCGUGCGCAACGCCGGCGCCGACCCCGGGGCUUUCAUGGCGGCCGUGGUAGCCAAGUUCCGCCACAUGUAUGGCGAUGCGGGGGACGAGGUCAUGGUCGGCGCGGACGCGCUGGACGCGGUGCCUGAGAUCAGGGCCGGUGUUGCUGAGUUGAUGUCUCCGGAAUGGAUCUACGACCAGACGCCGCAGUUCACCUUGUCGUCCCACCCGACCGACGACGACCCGCGCCCGCGGCCCGCGCUCCCCCCCAACCUUCCGCCGAACCUACGCAUCCACCUGACGGUGCGGCACGGCGAGAUUCAGACAGCCGCCGUGUCCGGGCUGCGGUACGUGGCCCUGUCCCGCGCAGACGAGUCGGCGGCCCACGACGCCGCGCUGAGCACAUCGCUGGCGGGGCAGCGGCUGCACGACAUCCGCGACUGGCACGCGGUGCUGGAGAGGGCGGCGCCGGUGAGCGCGGCGGACCGGCUGCACGUGGGCGGGUGGCUCAACGGCAUGUUUGGGCUUGAGACGAGUGCGUAG